AUGCAGUUCACCACCCUUGCCAUCUCGGCGCUUGCUGCUGCUUCGGCUGUUGUUGCCGCUCCAGUAGAGAAGCGCGCCGGUGGUUCUGGUCAGGCUACCUACUACUACCAGAACGGUAACCCAGGCUCUUGCGGUCAGUGGAACAGCGACUCUCGUCCGAUUGUUGCGGUCAACAGUGCACAGAUGCACGAUGGACUGUGCGGAAAGCCGAUUUGGAUCCAGAGCAAUGGUAAGACGAUCGAGGCUACCAUUGCCGACACUUGCCCUACAUGCUCGUCGGGCUCACUCGACCUUUCCACGGGUGCAUUCGAGCAGCUCUCGGGUCUCGAUGCCGGAGAGAUCCCCAUCAACUGGUGGACUUGA
Messenger RNA from Mycosarcoma maydis (corn smut), 363 nucleotides. RefSeq lists its product as uncharacterized. The coding region runs from base 1 to 363 and encodes 120 amino acids. The record is from RefSeq and is a predicted model, not a curated record. The transcript has 2 exons. Lineage: Eukaryota; Fungi; Basidiomycota; Ustilaginomycetes; Ustilaginales.